AUGUCUCAGUCAAUGAAAUAUAGCGAGCCAUCUGGUGAGAUGCAUGAGAGAUUACUAGCUGAAAAGUCAGAAGACGCAUUGGAAGGCUCGUCAAGUCUAAUGGCGAGCCCGAGACGCCAACGGCGAUAUCAGCUCCUGACUUUUCUGCCAUGGGUUUUGUUAACUGCUUCAAUCUUGGUCGGAAGCUACACAUUCUCACAAAUGCAAAGAAAGCUUAAGGCUCAUAAUGAUCAACUUGUGUUCUCUCCCGCAGGCGAGGCUCUUCGCUAUCAGCGUUUUGUAUUUCCGGAUGCCUUUUCAACAAAGACAGAGUACAUGGGAGAGCCCGGCCCUCAGCUUGACGCAAAAUGGGAAGAGAUCUAUAACCUACCAACACGUAUUCCAAAAUGGCAAGCUGAAAAGUUAGAACAGCCAACGAUCGAGCUGCCUGAUGACCCUGGGAACUAUGUUAUUCUUCUGGACAUAUUCCACUCAAUGCACUGUCUCAAUGAGAUUCGCAAAACUCUCCACCCAGAGCACUACACUCCUUUCUACAUACGCGCGAACAUGUCACAAGAGGACGCUCAGAGUCAUUUAGAUCAUUGCGUCGAGCAUGUAAGGCUAGCGCUGUGGUGCAAUGCGGACAUCAGCCCCAUAUCCUUCCGAUGGAAAAAAGACGGCCACUCCGUAGGAAUGCACGGCUAUCAUCAUACCUGCCGCGAUUCUGAGGCAAUCCUUGAGUGGGCAAGAGAAAAUCGACUCCGCACACCGCUUCCCUGA
Molecule: messenger RNA, 759 nt
Organism: Aaosphaeria arxii CBS 175.79
Lineage: Eukaryota; Fungi; Ascomycota; Dothideomycetes; Pleosporales
Exons: 3
Coding region: 1-759 (252 amino acids)
Biological process (GO): mycotoxin biosynthetic process
Source: RefSeq, a predicted model, not a curated record